Molecule: messenger RNA, 402 nt
Organism: Phascolarctos cinereus (koala)
Lineage: Eukaryota; Metazoa; Chordata; Mammalia; Diprotodontia; Phascolarctidae
Product: ribonuclease pancreatic-like
Biological process (GO): defense response to Gram-positive bacterium
Molecular function (GO): RNA nuclease activity; nucleic acid binding
Source: RefSeq, a predicted model, not a curated record
AUGCUAAUAGUGAGGCUAGUCUCAUCAGAGAUCCCAGAAGUAAGGUUCAAGCAGCAACAUGUGGACUCAGACUACCCAGCCCUCAGUGACAAUGCCUACUGCCACCAGAUGAUGAGAAAAAAGGGUAUGACACAGGAGAGUUGCAAGCAAUUCAAUACUUUCAUACUGGAGAAUAUCUGGAAGAUCUGGGCUCUUUGUAGGACCACGAAGGCCCCAUGCAAGUACAAAUACUCUAACUACCACAGGAGCGGCACACCCUUGCAGGUUACUGAGUGCCCAUUAAAGGGCAACUCCCAGAAUCCCCAGUGCAAGUAUAAGGCUACGAAUGUCAAGAAACAUAUCAUUGUUGCCUGCUAUGGGUGGCCCCCUCUGCCUGUGCACCUUGAUUCCUCAGAGUCGUAG